Ceraceosorus guamensis is the source of this 2336-nucleotide messenger RNA. RefSeq names its product glycoside hydrolase. Gene Ontology annotation, biological process: carbohydrate metabolic process. The coding region runs from base 294 to 2234 and encodes 646 amino acids. Lineage: Eukaryota; Fungi; Basidiomycota; Exobasidiomycetes; Ceraceosorales; Ceraceosoraceae. The record is from RefSeq and is a predicted model, not a curated record. Gene Ontology annotation, molecular function: hydrolase activity, hydrolyzing O-glycosyl compounds. The transcript is spliced from 9 exons.
AGAUGACACCGCCGCGCCAGCGCGGGCCUUCUUACCUCGGACCUUCAAAAGACUCACACUCGCGAUCGUGAUUCGUGACUGUUCACCUCGAGGCCGUUGCAGGUCGCCUCGCACACUAUAACACGAUCUCGCGCACUAGAAACGCUUGCAGCACAGCCAGGCUUUAAACUAUCACAACAUCUAGCUGGUAUGCAAGCAAGGAGCAUACAGCGACACAGCCAAGCGUCCGCAGAACAAUCAGCGUCCGAAUCCAAGUCUCAACCAUACGACUCAAGCCCUCAUCUCUCUGUACAAUGAGCGACAAGGCCGGCAUUCCUCGCCCGGAGUACCCUAGACCAGACAGGAUUCGUCCAGAUCACCCUCACAAAGUCUUGAAUGGCACGUGGGCCUUUGCCUUUGACGAGAAGGAUCGAGGCAUUGAUGAGCGCUGGAAUAGAGGAGGUGCGCAAGGUGCUGUCCAUCCCGCUCUGGACAAGCAGAUCAUUGUUCCUUUUGCUCAUCAGACCCAAGCUUCGGGUCUGAACGAUAAGAGAGCAUGCGAAGUGGUGUGGUACGCUCGUCAAUUUUCUAUGCGAGAGCUCUUGGUAGAAGAGGCGAUACGGGAUGAAGAGAGGGUGCUGCUGCACUUCGGAGCGGUGGACUACGAGACGAAAGUGUGGAUGGAGGGAGAGUUGGUGGUGGAGCAUCGAGGUGGACAUGUUCCCUUUCACGCCGACAUAACCGACGUGCUUCGAGCUGCCAAAGAUGCCAACAAGACGCACGCGUCUGUCACAGUGAGGGCUCGCGACGCGCCACACGACCUUACCCAGCCUCGUGGCAAGCAGUACUGGCGCGCUCAACCAGAAAGCAUCUUUUACCAUCCUACCACCGGUAUCUGGCAAAGCGUCUGGGUGGAACGUGUUCCUCGAGCCCGCAUCGAGCAUUUCACGCUGGUGCCAGACAUCGACACGGGCACUCUGAGCGUUCAAGCCGAGACGUUGGGUCUGCACAAAGGUUUGGAAGGGCAGCUCGAAGUGGAAGUUUCGCUGCUAGGCACGACCAUCAGCGCUUCGACAGUGACUGUCGGCUCGAGCACAUCUGAAGCUUCGGCGGUGAUCAGCGUCCGCAUUCCAGCUUCUUCGCCUCCCGAAAAGGCUCGCACAAGUUUGAGCGGACCUUUGGCCUUUCCGCCCGAGGUGCAUCGACUUGCUUGGACGAAUGGCAUGGCCUUGUGGAGCCCAGAGACACCGACGCUGUACGAUGUUACGCUCAGGCUAAAAAGGAAGAACGAUUCGAUUGUGUUGGAUACCAUACGGACCUAUGCUGGAAUGCGAAAGGUCAGCGUGAUCGAUGGACGCUUCUGCUUAAACAACAAGCCUUACUUCAUGGCUUUGAACCUUGACCAGGGCUACUGGCCUGACAGCGGUCUGACUCCACCGACGGCUGAAGCCCUCAAGGUGGAUAUCGAGAAGAUGAAGUCGAUCGGGAUGAACGGCGCUCGAAAGCACCAGAAGGUGGAAGAUCCCUACUAUCACUACUGGGCAGACCGGCUUGGCUACCUGGUGUGGGGUGAAGCGGCAAACGCUUACGACUACUCUUCCACCUACUCGUUGCGCUUCAUGGAAGAAUUCACCGCCAGCAUCAGGCGGGACGUCAACCAUCCUAGCGUAGUAGUGUGGACUCCUAUCAACGAGUCUUGGGGCGUGCCGGAGCUGCAAACGUCUGAGACGCAUCGCAGCCAUAUCGCCGCACUGUACCACCACAUCAAGUCCAUCGACCCUUCCAGACUGAUCUCGGACAAUGAUGGUUGGGAACACGUCACCACCGACCUGUUCACCUUUCACGACUACGCAGAGUAUGCCGAACUGAAAAGGACGUGCGCAAGCUUGGACACGGUGUUGGGGCCCAAAGCUGGCCGACCUGGAUUUGUGGGGAGCGAAAACAAGUAUUCGGGGCAACCGCUGAUACUGAGCGAGUUUGGCGGGGUUGCCAUCAAUCUCAGCAAGAGCAACGAGAAUGCGUGGGGCUAUAACGAGGCUACAUCGGAAGAGGAUCUGCUGGCGAGAUUGGAAGGGCUCGUCAGCGCCGUAGUCGACUCGCCGCUACAUAUCGACGGCUACGUGUACACGCAGACGGCAGAUAUCGAGACGGAGGUCAAUGGCCUGCUCACCCCUCGACGCGAAUGGAAGGUGGACCCGGCAAAGCUGAAGGCUGUCUUUUCGCGUCGUCCAGAUCCUGCAAAGGUGGCUUGUUGACCUUUGGCUCAGAGCCUUUGAACAGCAUGUACCAAGGUGGUGGGUUUGUAUCCAUGUCACGCGCACGAUGAACAAUAGUCAAUUCGAUUUAUGGACCUGGAG